Molecule: messenger RNA, 603 nt
Organism: Fusarium pseudograminearum CS3096
Lineage: Eukaryota; Fungi; Ascomycota; Sordariomycetes; Hypocreales; Nectriaceae
Exons: 2
Coding region: 1-603 (200 amino acids)
Source: RefSeq, a predicted model, not a curated record
AUGGUUAUCGGAUUACUCGCCAUCGCGGCUAUCCCGACUGUUACAGGCGUGGGUAACGCUGUGAGUGCGCAAAAGAGACAGAAUGAGAGCAUGAGCAAGGAACAGGAAAAGUUCCAUCUCACAUUUAUGCUACGGCAGAAUGGAAAGAUAGAAGAAGUUGGACAAGGAGUUUUGGUUGACAAAAAGAUGUAUCUCAACCUCUCAGACGCUCCAGUUCAAGGCUACAGAUUCCUAGGAUGGUUCUUCAAAUAUCCCAGUGAUGAAGGCCAUCUGGGGCUGGUGAGCAUGGUUUCUGACGACCCUCCAGCGCUCAACUGGAUCUUUGUCGACAAGGACACGCAUGCCGUGACCUUUGGGGGCAAGAAGGACACCAUCGACCACGUCAUAGGACCCUGGGGCUGGACGGCAGAUGAGAAAUUCCUGACACUCAAGGGCGACCAUGAUUCGUUUGUGGCGGUGCGAGGAGAUGAUGGGAAAUGGUCUGUCUACUGGGACCCGGAGGGUGAUAUCGAGGACGAGAUUGAUGAUGAGGAGAGAUGCCAGCCAGUGAGGCUUCGAAGGAGACCGCAGCUUGGCAUGGAGAGCAGCUAUGUUAAGAAGUGA